GAGGCACCUCAUAGGGCGUGGCUGCUUGAUGCUGGUUUUUAUUUUAGUAGUUUGCAGAGAGGUUUGCUGUACUUUUUGCAAGUGUAGAGUAAGGAGUUUAACCAAUCACGAUACAAAUAACGUGGGUGGGACCUGGAAGAGAAGUAAACAUUGCUUUGCCAUUGCAUUUGUGUUUUUGUAAAUUGUUUUGUGCAUUUUCUGAAGCAAGGGGAUUGAAAAUGUGGUCUUUUAUAAGUGCCGUCAUUAGAAGUGGUAUUGGUUCAGUCCAAUAUGUGAUUGCUGCUGUUUUAAGAUUUUUCUUUGCAAAGAAAAGAGCCCCAAUAACCCUUGAGGAUCCCAGUGUGAAGUACUGCUUGAAGUUGAUUGAUAAAGAGAUUGUAAAUCAUGACACAAGAAGAUUCCGCUUUGCACUGAAGUCCCCUGAUCAUGUUCUGGGGCUUCCCAUUGGACAGCACAUUUACCUGUCUGCCAGGAUAGAUGGGGAUCUUGUCGUGAGACCCUACACCCCAGUAUCAAGUGACGAUGACAAGGGAUACGUGGACCUUGUUGUGAAGAUUUAUUACAAAAAUGUCCAUCCCAAGUUUCCUGAGGGAGGGGUGAUGUCCCAGUACCUGGAAAGCCUUCGUAUUGGAGAUGCCAUUGACUUCAGGGGACCGAGCGGGCUGCUUGUGUACCAGGGGAAAGGGAAGUUUGCCGUUAAUUUUGAUAAAAAAUCUGAUCCAGAGGUCAGUAUUGCCAAACAAAUUGGAAUGAUAGCUGGUGGGACUGGGAUUACACCCAUGCUUCAGGUAAUCCGGGCAAUUAUGAAAGACCCAGAGGACAAAACUGUCUGUUACUUGUUGUUUGCAAACCAGACAGAGAAGGAUAUCUUGCUGCGGCCAGAGCUGGAAGAGCUCAAAGUAAAAUAUCCAUCACAAUUUCAUUUGUGGUACACCCUGGACCGAGCCCCUGAGGACUGGGAGUACAGCCAAGGUUUCAUCAAUGAAGAGAUGAUCAAAGAUCAAAUGCCACCACCCGGAGAUGACACCAUUAUCCUGUUGUGUGGUCCUCACCCAAUGAUUCAGUGUGCUUGCAUUCCUAACCUGGAGAAACUAAACUAUGACAAAAGCAGGAUCUUUACAUUUUAAUAUCCAUUAGUAUUUAAAGCAGGGUUUUACAUAAUUCAGUAGGAUUGCACAUUUUAGGUCAUUGUGGAGUUAAAACCUGAAAUUUGGGGGCCCAUAAUAACUUGAUACAUUUUCAAAAUUUGUUAUUUUUGGAAGUUGUGGGCAAAUGAGGGUUUUGAUCAAAAGGACUUAAACUUUCUAUAUGAUGGGCAAUACAAACCGUGAUAUAUGGUUUACUGCCUGCUUCCAUUUCAUAUAAGAUGGCUGAUCAAGCUAUAAAUUAGACAGGAAUGUAACUUUUCUAUACUACUAAUGGAAUGUAACACUUGAUAUGCUUGGUGUGAAUGAGAGACGGCGAAUAUAUAUUGUGCUUGAAAAUGCAAUUUGAUUCUGACAUUGCUUUUUGACAUGUAACACACACUUAAUGCAACUCACAGUGUGAUUUUUGUUGUUGUUGUUGUUGUUGCUAUGCAGUUAUUAUAAGAAUCUACAGUGGCAUGGCUCCAUUUUCCUUUGUAUUUGAGAAAUGACUGCCUACAAACUCCCAGACUGACAGUGAUUUAAUGACUUUGUAAACAUUUGUCAGUAUUAUUAUGAUACUUUUAGUGUUACUACAUACAGUACCACAUGUUGAUCAGAAGGUGGCAGUAUUAUUAUGUGCCUACAUAAGUAAUAAGUACAAAAAAGCUUUGUUCCUUGUAGUGAGUGUUUAAGAAGAGAAUCACCAUAUGUGAUUUUAUCAGAGGGCUAUAAAAACACAAAUUUCUGUAGGUAGUAUCCGGAAGAAAAACAGAAAGAUACAUUUAUUUAAACUGAUUACCUUUGUUUGAAUGGUGUCAUUUGUGACAUUUGAACACAGAAAAUAACACUGAAGUAAAUUAUCAUGUUUUCUUUAAUAACUGUUUCCUGAUAAUGGUGUACAAAAUUGUAAAGCCCUUUCUCUUAUUUUAAUAAAAAUGAAAAUAAGUAUGCAAUAAACUAUUGCAUAUUAGUAUUAAUAGAUCAAUAAUAAAGACUUGUAUGAAGUUAACCUAGUGAAGGUAAGUGGCAAGUUUAUUUUUAAACAGAUUAGUGAUUUCCCCAAGCAUGCCAAUUCUAAAAAAAGAAAAAAGCACGGGCACUCGUCAUGUGACUUUCCCUACCUGAGUUGGAAUAGUGAUAUAUUCCUCAGAAUAUAUGAAAAAAAAGCAAAUGUAUAGAAGAUGUUUUCAGUGGGUACAGUGCAAUCUGUCAUUUUUUUAAACAUACCUGUUUACACACAUUAUUUUGAUCCACUAGUUUCAGCUGUGUGGAUGGUAAAGACAUUUGAACCUUCUCAAAAACCACAUUGGAAACAACAUUUUCCAGUUAUAAUCAUGUUUUAAGAUCACAGUAUAUUUAAGCUUGCAUUAUGCACCAGCAGUACAACCUGUAUGGUCUUUUACGAUCAGGUAGCAUAAAGCUUCAGAUCUUUUUGCAUUUCAGUUAACACCAUUUGCAUGUUACCAAGUAGAAAGGGAGAGUGCUCAUGCUUUUGUAUGCAUGCCACAGUAAGCUUCUCGUAAUAGGGUUAUGCCAAACAGUAAUUGUCAUCACAGCUUAACGUGCUUCAGGAAGCAUAUUUAUUUGCAACAUAUUAUUGGUAUUCUUUUAAUAUAUGUUUGCUAAGCUUCCAAAAUGCAAUAUAGUGCAAGUAUUACCACAUAAUAAUGUGGCUUAUUAUUACAAUGUAUAUAACAUUCUUUUCAUAAGAUAAUAAUUACAACAUUGUGAAUUUUAAUUUGUUAACAGUUUUAGUUGCAAUUUAUCUGUUUGUUGCCUUUCCUGUAAAUGUUACAUUUCAGAAAUAUUACUGCAGAACUGUAUUAAGUGUUAAAUGCAAUCUGCUUUUAUAGGCUUGGUAAUGUCAGCUGACCUCUAUUGAGCUGAACAGCUGGCCACCAUGUGACCUGCCCACCCAUUAAGCAAAUAAAGCAUUUGCAUUGUUA
Molecule: messenger RNA, 3073 nt
Organism: Polyodon spathula (Mississippi paddlefish)
Lineage: Eukaryota; Metazoa; Chordata; Actinopteri; Acipenseriformes; Polyodontidae
Product: NADH-cytochrome b5 reductase 3-like
Exons: 9
Coding region: 219-1127 (302 amino acids)
Cellular component (GO): mitochondrion
Molecular function (GO): FAD binding; oxidoreductase activity
Source: RefSeq, a predicted model, not a curated record